Molecule: messenger RNA, 1245 nt
Organism: Penicillium malachiteum
Lineage: Eukaryota; Fungi; Ascomycota; Eurotiomycetes; Eurotiales; Aspergillaceae
Exons: 1
Coding region: 1-1245 (414 amino acids)
Source: RefSeq, a predicted model, not a curated record
AUGUGCUAUAUCGCUUCACCACCUUCUGAGCGAAACGCCAUUCGACUAUUUUUCGACCGACACGGAAAAGUUCAUGUCAGUUACUUUUAUGAUAAUACCUCCGCUGUAUUGAAUCGGUGGGAGACUGAGGUUCAUUUUCGAUUUUUCAAUGUUCUUAAAACCAAGGAGGCCGGUUUCUCACCAAGUUCUGCGGUUCGACAGCUCAAGGGCCAGGAGUGCAAAACUUUUGGGAAGAACGCCUAUCUGGUUGACACAGUAUUGAGUUUUCGCAUUUUGGGUGAUUUCUUCGAUCGCUACUGGACAUGCCAUUUAGCGAACAGCUUUGCACAAUCGGAAGAGCCCGAGUGCAGAUCAACACCUCAUCACGAAAAGAAAUUCAUGUCGACGCAUUGGCAAAAGCGAAAGGUGCUUGAAUUGUGCCUAAUGAGUGAGAUCCUGGAGCGAGUGUGCUACAGCACAGAAACAAUCUUGCAUUGUAUUGAACACGGACCUGAGUCCAAUGCAUCGAUGGCGAAGAAAAAAGGAGAGGCAUAUUUCUCGAAAGAUAGCUUUGAGGACCGCAGGCCAGCUGAGCUACGUGAAUGCUUCCAGCUUCUGGUGAUUGUCAAGAAUAAUGUCAACAGCCUCCAGGGCUUAGUGGAGCAGUGGAAUUACAGACAGAAUUCUCAAGGACGAGAAUCUACGCGCUGGACAAGGAGUAACGAACAGAAGUACGGCGACACUGUGAAGCAAAAGAUGGCCCAAUUCGAGGAUCACGUUCGAGAAAUCAAAGCAACGGCUUCCCGAAUUGAUUUUCUCAUCGUGUUAGUUACCAACGCACAGGACGCUAUCCGCUCCAACAGAGAAGAAGAGAAUAUCACCCUGUUUACCUAUCUUAAUGUCUUUUUUCUACCCGUGGGUCUUGCUGUGGCCAUUUUCAGUGCGAAUGGUACUCCAGAGGGGAGUGUUCUUGGCUAUAUGGUUGCCACAGCUGCAGUGGCUUUUCUGGUCACGAUAUGUGUUUUAGUAUGUGUGGUCUGUCACUUGAUUCCUGUUAGCACUCAUGGGAUUCUGAAGAUGUUCCGAAAUAUGCGCUUAUCCGGAAAUUCAAAGAGAGUAUCCUUGAACCAGCUUGCCUUCCGAGACUUAAAGCUUGGAUCAAGUCGAUCAAAGAGAGAAACCUGCUUUGAUCUUGAAGAUCAAGGGAAAAAAGAUGUUGAAGUUAGCUAUUUUGGAGAAGAAUCUUCCGAUUGGCAUGCUUCCUAG